AUGGCACAUACCAUAUCCGACCGCUGGCUCUGGCUCGGGUUUGGCAUAUUCUUUCUCGCUGCCUUGAAAGGCGUGCAAUAUGCCAUUUCCGACAUCAUAAGGCUCACAGAACUCAAGCCACAAGCCUCCCUAGACGAUGAUGGAGACAAGGACCCCGAAGAUAGUAUGUGCGAGCGUAUGUGUAAUCCUCCGCUCACUGACACUUCAUAGCGAUAUCUCUCACCACCCUCGGGACUCUCGCAACGAGUCCCAAUCCGAGCAUCGCGACAGCUGCCAAAAGCAUCAUCAUCCGCCGCUUCGCCGGUCUCCCCAACGCAACCGAAAUCCUGGAAACCGAUCUUCACUCCAAGAACGAUGUCGUUCGCCGACGGGCACGACAAGCAGUCGCAUAUCUCGACGAAUGGGACGAAGACAUUGCUCCAGACCAAUUCGAUGUAGAAGAACUCCCACCUGCAUCAGGAGGCUACAUACGUCAAGAGGAAAUGCGCGAAGUUGGAAGACUUAGAAGACAGAUUCAACUGCUGGAGGGAUCGGGCAUGUCGCAGGAUGACGUAGACCUGGCGAUGGAGGGGAUUAUGAGCAGGCUGGAGGAACUGGGAUUCUCGGAUGUGUCUCAGUUGGGAUUAGCUUCGCCUAUCGUGGGCCUGAAUGCUGAUGCUGAGGCAAGGAGGAAUCGGAGGGAGGCGAUUGUGCUGCAUGAAGGUGCUGGUCGCAUAGAAGAGGACGACAUCAUUCAGCCUGUACGGGAUAGAUGA
Lecanosticta acicola is the source of this 755-nucleotide messenger RNA. Lineage: Eukaryota; Fungi; Ascomycota; Dothideomycetes; Mycosphaerellales; Mycosphaerellaceae. The record is from the annotation of a GenBank genome assembly.